This is a messenger RNA of Nicotiana tabacum (common tobacco), 318 nucleotides long. Lineage: Eukaryota; Viridiplantae; Streptophyta; Magnoliopsida; Solanales; Solanaceae. The record is from RefSeq and is a predicted model, not a curated record.
AUGGUAGUUGACAUGGAUGUGGAAGAAUUGUUAAUCGUGGGAGAUUCUGGCUUGAUUAUUUGGCAAGCUCAAGGUGAAUGGGAAACUCAGGAUAUCAAGCUUAUCCCAUACAUGCAACAUGUUGAAGAGCUUAGCAAAUGGUUCAAUUUUGUUGAAUUUAGGUACAUCCCUCGAUUCCACAAUGAGUUAGCUGACAUGUUAGCUAUUUUGGCCUCGAUGCUGCUGAAUCCGAGCAAUGUCCACAUUGACCCACUGGAAAUCCAAAUCCGAGAAAGAUAUGGUUAUUGCAAUACAGUUGAGAUGGAACCAGAUAUUUAG